Jatropha curcas is the source of this 2391-nucleotide messenger RNA. Its product is annotated as putative methyltransferase PMT16. Gene Ontology annotation, cellular component: endosome; trans-Golgi network; cytoplasm. Gene Ontology annotation, molecular function: methyltransferase activity. NCBI's taxonomy places the organism in Eukaryota, Viridiplantae, Streptophyta, Magnoliopsida, Malpighiales, Euphorbiaceae. The record is from RefSeq and is a predicted model, not a curated record.
UCUCUUUCCAUUUUUAAAUAAAACCUCUGUGUAUUUAAAAUUAUAGUAACUAUUCUAACAAAAAUUAAAAAUAUAAAAUGCAACUUCCUUGGGCUCCUACUUCACAUGAUCAACUUGAUACAUAACCUAUUUCCCUUCAACUCUCUCUCCGUCUCUUCCAAAUCCCAAACCACAAUUAAUACAAACACUUAUAUAUAUACAAAGGAUAUGGUGUAUAUAUAUAGCAGAUACCCAAAAAAAGAAAACAACAAGUAGGUAUAGGCAAUCUCUAACUAUGGCUGGUCCUAAACCAGAAGAAUACCAUCCCACCUCUAAGCCCUCCAAAGGCCUCACCACCAUCUACACCUUCAAAAAGAAAGACCUUUUUCCAUUAACUCUUAUUCUCUUUCUCUGCCUCUUCUCUUAUCUCUUUGGUCUCUGGCAACAAACUGGAAGUUUUACCCUCAAAACCACAACAGCCACUGCCACCACCAAUUCGAUCGUUCAAAUCCCAUGUAACCCUACCAAAACCAACCCCACCGCCGAUGCACAACAUGACGAAUCACUUGAUUUUGGGGCCCAUCACAUGGCAGAUGAUGACGGAGCGGCAACAUCACCAGUCAAAGUCUACCCUCCAUGCAACGUCAAUUUCAGUGAAUACACUCCGUGUGAGGACGCGCGUCGAUCGCUCAGAUUCAGUAGGCGACAACUGAUAUACAGAGAAAGGCAUUGUCCAGAGAAAGAUGAGAGGAUAAAAUGUCGGGUUCCGGCUCCCUAUGGGUACAAAAAUCCGUUUGCAUGGCCAAAGAGCAGGGACUUGGCCUGGUAUGCGAAUGUGCCUCACAAACACCUUACGGUAGAGAAGGCAGUACAGAAUUGGAUCAGAUAUGAAGGUGAUCGCUUCAGGUUUCCCGGAGGAGGGACUAUGUUUCCGAAUGGUGCAGACGCGUAUAUAGAUGAUAUUGGGAAAUUAAUCAAUCUCAAUGAUGGUUCCAUCAGGACUGCCAUUGAUACUGGUUGUGGGGUUGCAAGUUGGGGGGCGUAUCUUCUGUCGCGUAACAUACUAACCAUGUCGUUUGCACCACGAGACACUCAUGAAGCCCAAGUUCAAUUUGCAUUAGAAAGAGGUGUUCCUGCUUUAAUUGGAGUUCUAGCCUCAAAAAGGCUUCCAUACCCCUCCAGAGCUUUCGACAUGGCUCAUUGCUCUCGCUGCCUUAUUCCAUGGGCUGAGCUUGGAGGAAUUUAUCUGAUGGAAGUUGAUCGAGUUCUGAGACCUGGUGGGUAUUGGAUUCUUUCUGGCCCUCCUAUUCACUGGAAGAAAUACUGGAAAGGAUGGGACAGAACGAAAGAGGACUUGAAUGCUGAACAGACUAAAAUUGAAAAUGUAGCUAAGAGCUUAUGCUGGAAAAAAUUUAUAGAGAAAGAUGACAUUGCUAUUUGGCAAAAACCAUUUAAUCACUUGAAUUGUAAAGCUAACAGGAAAAUUACACCAAAUACUCCAACUUUCUGCCCAGUCGAUCAGGAUCCUGAUAAAGCCUGGUACACAAAAAUGGAGGCUUGUUUGACUAAUUUGCCAGAGGUAUCAAAUAGUCAAGAAGUUGCAGGUGGAAAAUUGAGAAAGUGGCCUGAGAGAUUAAAUGCUAUUCCACCAAGAAUUAGUACAGGAAAUGUUGAAGGAGUGACACCAGAAAUUUUUGAGAAUGAGAUACAGCUAUGGAAUAAAAGGAUGGAAUACUAUAAAGCUGUAAAUAACCAAUUAGCGCAAGCUGGAAGGUACCGUAACCUUUUGGACAUGAAUGCUUAUUUAGGUGGAUUUGCUGCUGCUCUAAUCGAUGACCCUGUUUGGGUAAUGAAUGUGGUUCCUGUGCAAGCUAAAGUUAAUACUCUUGGAAUAAUUUACGAUCGAGGAUUGAUCGGAACAUAUCAAGAUUGGUGUGAAGCUAUGUCUACUUAUCCUAGAACUUAUGAUCUGAUUCAUGCUAAUUCUGUUUUUAGCCUGUAUCAGGGAAGAUGUGAAAUGGAAGAUAUUUUGUUAGAGAUGGACAGAAUAUUGAGGCCUGAAGGAAGUGUGAUACUUAGGGAUGAUGUUGAUGUAUUGGUUAAUAUCAAGAAAAUAACUGAUGGAUUAAACUGGGAAAGUCAAAUUGUUGACCAUGAAGAUGGACCUCUUCAAAGAGAGAAGCUUUUUUUUGCAGUGAAGUCUUAUUGGACGGCGCCUGCUGAGCAUGAUCAAAUUGGAUCUAUAUCUUCUUAGUUAAAGAGCUUUUUUUUAAUGAAUCGAAAUCGAAAAAAAAAAAAAGAUUCCUUCUAUCUGUUUCAAUUUACAUUAUUUUUAUAUUUUAUCUUUUUUGUGGCUUUUAUAAGUUUUAGAGUUACCAAUUUAAUUAAAUGGCAUAACCAUGAUUCAUCGUU